CGUGCGAAGUGUCGGAGAGGGCGGUUGCAUUACGCUCAGUGCUUUCUUUGUCGCGCGAUUCGCGGAGACGAGUUAUAUACGUGUGUGUGCGCGCGCGGUCCGCGGCGGCCGGUCGAUGUGAGGAAGCAAAACGCAACGACGACACAGCGACGGCACAACGAGAAAUGAUGGCGCGCCGCCGUGUGAUUUGACAAGUGAGGAAGGAAGCGCUCGAUGGGAAAAGUGUCUUAUUAAAAUACUUUCGCGGUGGUUCUCGUACUAGUGGACUCGAAGGCAUCCGCCUCGCGCAACCCUGCGUGUAAUCCUGAUAUCAGGAUUCCGCACCGUGGAUCGACGUUGAAAAUUAACGAGCGGAAGUAUCAACGGGGUGGGGGAAACAAGAACGGCGACGGCAGUGGUGACGGUGGCGGCGGCGGCAGCGGUGGCGGCGGCGGCAGCGGUGGCUGCGACGAGGGUGUGAGACGACGAGAGGGUGAAUCGACAAAGCGGCCAAAGGAUGACGGGCGAGAACGGAAAGCGCGGUACCGGCGCCGGCGAUGUUACAACUGGAGCAAACAUGAACGCAAACGUCACCGACAACGCCAAUAAUGUUAACGCCAAUGUUAACGCCAACAUAAACGUCAGCCAGCAAAACGGCGGACUGGAGAAGGCACCCGUCGUCGGCGGUACUAAUGUGGAGACGUUACCACGCGCCGGAAAGCAGAGCGAUCCCAGUACUGCAUUUUUACGGGCGGCUCGCGCUGGGCAACUCGAAAAGGUCUUGGAAUAUUUGGAAUCCGGAGUAGAUAUCAAUGCUUCUAACGCUAAUGGCUUAAACGCUUUGCAUCUGGCAGCUAAAGACGGCCACUUGGAAAUCGUGAGAGAACUCCUAAAUCGUGGCGCGAUUGUGGAUGCAGCUACCAAAAAGGGAAACACGGCAUUGCACAUAGCUUCUCUCGCUGGACAAGAGGAGGUUGUACAAUUGUUGGUGCAACGAAAUGCUUCGGUUAAUGCACAAUCGCAAAAUGGAUUCACGCCGCUGUACAUGGCUGCCCAGGAAAACCACGAUUCUGUGGUCAAGUACCUUCUUAGUAAGGGUGCGAAUCAAACAUUGGCUACUGAGGACGGUUUUACACCAUUAGCGGUAGCUAUGCAACAGGGUCACGACAAGGUAGUGGCUGUUCUAUUGGAAAACGACACUCGUGGUAAAGUUCGACUGCCUGCUCUACACAUUGCCGCCAAGAAAGACGACUGCAAGGCGGCUGCCCUACUUUUACAAAACGACCAUAAUCCCGAUGUAACAUCGAAAAGCGGUUUUACCCCGCUUCACAUAGCCGCACAUUAUGGCAACGACCGAAUCGCUUCCUUGCUUUACGAUAGAGGCGCGGAUGUUAAUUUCGCAGCAAAGCACAAUAUCACACCAAUGCAUGUGGCAGCGAAAUGGGGUAAGAUUAAGAUGGUUAAUCUCCUCAUGAGCAAGGGAGCAAACAUCGAAGCAAAAACGAGAGAUGGUCUAACUCCUCUGCACUGUGCUGCCAGAUCCGGUCAUCACGAGGUAGUUGACAUUCUCAUCGAGAAGGGUGCCCCUAUAGGUUCAAAAACGAAGAAUGGUCUUGCCCCGUUACACAUGGCUUCUCAAGGGGAUCACGUCGACGCUGCAAGGAUUUUAUUGUAUCACCGUGCACCCGUGGACGAAGUGACGGUGGACUAUUUGACCGCCCUGCAUGUAGCUGCACACUGCGGUCAUGUACGCGUAGCUAAACUACUUCUCGAUAGAAACGCUGAUCCUAAUGCGCGAGCGCUCAACGGAUUUACUCCUCUUCAUAUCGCGUGUAAGAAAAAUCGUAUAAAAGUGGUCGAACUCCUCCUAAAACACAAAGCGAGCAUCGAAGCUACGACUGAGUCUGGAUUAACCCCAUUACACGUAGCGAGUUUUAUGGGGUGCAUGAAUAUCGUGAUUUACUUAUUACAACAUGAAGCUAGCCCCGAUAUACCGACAGUAAGAGGUGAAACGCCAUUACAUUUAGCUGCCAGGGCGAACCAAACUGACAUUAUUAGGAUACUUCUUAGGAACGGCGCCCAAGUCGACGCUAGAGCAAGAGAAGAACAGACACCUCUUCAUGUCGCUUCUCGCUUGGGUAACGUCGAUAUUGUGAUGUUACUAUUGCAACACGGUGCGGGCGUAGAUGCAACAACGAAGGAUUUAUAUACUCCGCUUCAUAUCGCUGCUAAAGAAGGCCAAGAGGAGGUUGCAUCAGUUUUAUUAGAAAAUAGUGCAUCGCUUACAGCAACGACCAAGAAAGGAUUUACUCCUUUACAUUUAGCAGCCAAAUAUGGCAAUAUGAAUGUAGCUCGAUUGUUAUUACAAAAGAACGCACCUGUUGACGCUCAGGGAAAAAAUGGAGUAACGCCUCUGCAUGUAGCGUCUCAUUAUGAUCAUCAGAAUGUAGCUUUACUUUUACUCGAUAAAGGAGCUUCUCCUCAUGCUAUGGCUAAAAAUGGCCAUACACCUUUGCAUAUCGCUGCACGCAAAAAUCAGAUGGAUAUUGCAACCACUUUAUUAGAAUAUGGUGCAAAAGCUAAUGCAGAAUCAAAAGCUGGUUUCACACCAUUACAUUUAAGUGCACAAGAAGGCCAUACUGAUAUGUCAACCCUUCUUAUCGAACAUAAAGCAGAUACAAAUCACAAAGCAAAGAAUGGCCUUACACCUCUACAUUUAUGCGCACAAGAAGAUAAAGUAAACGUCGCUUCUAUUCUCGUGAAGAAUGGCGCUCAAAUCGACGCUAAAACUAAGGCUGGAUAUACGCCAUUGCAUGUGGCAUCUCAUUUUGGUCAAGCAGCUAUGGUACGAUUUCUUUUAAGAUCUGGUGCUGCUGUUGAUAGCAGCACCAAUGCUGGCUAUACACCUCUUCAUCAAGCGGCGCAACAAGGUCAUACGCUUGUCAUCAAUCUGCUACUGGAGAGUAAAGCUAAACCAAAUGCUGUAACUAAUAAUGGACAGACUGCUCUGGAUAUUGCACAAAAGCUCGGUUACAUAAGCGUCAUUGAAACAUUAAAGGUUGUCACAGAGACUAUCAUCACAACAACUCAUACCGUUACCAUUGAAGAGAAAUACAAAGUUCAAGCACCCGAAUCCAUGCAAGAAACAUUUAUGAGUGACAGCGAAGAUGAAGGGGGUGGUGAUGAAAUCGGCACGGCAGCCAUGAAUGUGUACGGGCAGCCUCCGCACGCGCAACACGUGUACCUUCCCUCUUACUACCAGGGCCAAAUGACCUAUACCCGUGAAGAUCCAAUGCUCAGCGACCAACAGCAGUAUCGCUACAUGACUGUUGACGACAUGAAAUCCAUGGGGGAUGACUCGAUGCGCGUGAACGUGACGGACGAUGAAAGAGAUAAUCGACAUUCUGGAGCGCCAACCAUAACAGAAAUGAUUACGAAAGAAAAUUAUCAACGUACGAACGCAGCCAAUCUUAAGCCAGAUAAUGUAGACAUCAACAGGCAUCCUGUGCAUGUCGGAAUUCCACAGUGGAGAAACUUUCUGGUUUCCUUCUUGGUGGACGCAAGAGGCGGUGCAAUGCGCGGAUGCAGGCACAGCGGCGUCCGCGUGAUUGUUCCGCCACGAAAAGCUGCGAUGCCUAUGCGUGUUACAUGCAGAUAUUUAAGAAGAGACAAAUUGACCAAUCCACCACCUCUGAUGGAGGGAGAAGCGUUGGCCAGCCGCAUCCUCGAGUUAGGUCCUGUAGGUGCAAAAUUUUUAGGCCCUGUUAUCAUAGAGGUACCGCACUUCGCGUCGCUGCGCGGAAAAGAACGAGAGAUAGUAAUUUUACGAUCGGAUAAUGGAGAGACCUGGCGCGAGCACACCUUGGAGGCCAGCGAGGAGGCUGUCCAAGAUGUGCUUAACGAGAGCUUUGAGGGAGAAGAGCUAAGCCAGCUAGAGGAUCUCCAAACGUCUCGCAUCGUGAGAAUACUGACCGUAGACUUUCCGCAUUAUUUCGCGGUAGUAUCUCGCAUCAGGCAAGAGGUCCAUGCGGUUGGUCCCGAGGGUGGCACCGUAUCAUCAUCUGCUGUACCACAAGUACAAGCUGUCUUCCCACAAGCAGCCCUCACUAAGAAGAUCAGAGUCGGUUUACAGGCACAUCCUAUACCGGCGGAUCUUGUGGCCAAGUUACUCGGAAAUAGAGUAGCUGUGUCACCGAUCGUUACCGUGGAGCCAAGACGAAGAAAGUUCCACAAACCGAUAACUUUAACCAUCCCAGUGCCACAAGCAGCCAAUAAAGGCAUGAUCAACCAAUACUCUGGGGAUGCGCCAACUUUGAGACUUCUGUGCAGCAUAACUGGGGGUCAGACUCGGGCAGUCUGGGAGGAUGUCACAGGCUCGACGCCGUUAACGUUUGUGAAAGACUGCGUCUCCUUCACUACUACAGUUUCCGCUCGCUUUUGGUUGAUGGACUGUCGUAACAUCUCCGAAGCUACGAAAAUGGCCACAGAACUCUAUACGCAUGCGACACAUGUACCUUUUAUGGCCAAGUUCGUAGUGUUUGCAAAACGAAUAGAUCCAUUGGAAGCGAGAUUGCGUGUAUUCUGUAUGACGGAUGACAAAGAGGAUAAAACUUUAGAGCAUCAGGAACAUUUUACAGAAGUCGCAAAAAGCAGGGACGUCGAGGUUUUGGAAGGAAAAACGCAGUACAUGGAGUUCUCGGGAAAUCUCGUGCCUGUAUUGAAAACUGGCGAACAGCUUCAGCUACCAUUUAGAGCUUUCAAAGAAAAUAGAGUUCCGUUUACCGCGAGGGUAAAAGAUCCAGAUGCCGCAGAUAUGAUGGGGCGAAUUAUGUUUAUGAGUGAACCCAAAGUUCCGAGAGGCGAAUUACCACAAACGCCGAUUUGCACGCUAAAUAUUUUGCUGCCAGAGAAAAUUUCUCCGGAUACUGCAGUCUCUGAGCUUGAUUUAUUGGAACUAUCAAAAAAUUAUAGUUUUCUACGCGAUGGCGGAAUAAGUAGGCCAGAUGCCAUACAUAGAGCGACUAUUCGUUUAACAGACAUCGCCAAUCUAUUGGAUAAAGAUUGGGAACCACUAGCGGAAGAGUUAAACAUCCCGCCUAAUGAUGUAGCCUUAAUAAAACAAGAAUAUCCUGAUAAACCUGCACAACAGGCCGCUGCAAUGUUCAAAAUCUGGCAGAACAACGGGAACAAAGCUACAGGAAAUACAUUAGAAAAGGCUCUUAAUAAGAUUGGACGAGAGGACAUAGUGAACAAAUGUAUCUUCAAUGUUGAGCUAGUAACCGAUGACGUUGAAAAAGCUGUAGCGAGGGUAAGAUUAGAUCAACCGGGAUUUGAUUCGCUAAAAGAAGAAUUAGGACCGUCGAGAAACACGUCACUUCGUCGUGAUGCAACUAUGGAUCCCAAGAUGGAUCCUGAUUAUGAAGAGCCGGAUAGAAUGAAGGACUCUGAAUCGGUCGAGGAUCUCAGUGUCACUGGAAGUAUGCACGAUAAAUCUAAAGAGCACAUCACAAUCACAAACGGCACUGUAUUCAACGGAACCUCGACCCCCAUCAAAGACAAAUAUGCGAGCGAUGAGAAAGAGCUCGGCGACAUGAUGGCUGAUUACCUUGAGCAGAAAUGUCACGUGACUGACACGAUGAGCAAAAAAUCGCGCGAUGAACUGGACGAUAUGGAUAAAAAACGCCAGAAAGUGAUCGCCGACGCCAACAAAAUAGUCUCUGGUGUAAUAGCAGACGCAGAGAAAGAGAAGGGGAAGUUAGCGAAGGAAGGGUGGUCGGUGGUUUAUGAUGAUGAUGAUGUGCGAGACAGUAAAGAGGCGCGGGGUGCGAUAGGGCAGACUUUAAUUAACGUACAAUUAGAUCAGGCGAUCGCCGAGCCGAAAGGUAUAAUUUCCAAAUCAGUCGCUGAACAAAUUCCUAGUAUCGAGCCACCGAUGGUUAGGCAAUAUCACGGUGAAAAGCCAGAUUCUAAAAUUAGCAGUAGUAAAACAGUAGUUUCCGUUAGUGAUGAUCCGAAAGUAAGUCGAACGGUAGUUACUAAAACUACAAUAAUAAAACAAUUUGAUCAAACACCGACUAAGACUGUAACUACUAAAGAAACAGUUAUUUUACCGGAUAAGAAAGAUGUUGUUAGCGAAAAGGAAAAAUUAUCUAAAGAAGGUAAGGAAGUUGACGAAAAAUUAAUUCAAGGCGUAAUUCCUACGGGUAUUACGCAAAAAACUGUACAGGUAGAAAGUGUAACUCGAACUGAUCAGAAAAAGUCAGACGCAAAAUCGGAUGUGGCUAAGGAAAAAGAUAAGGAUAAAACAAAGGAUAAGGAUAAAGAAAAGGAUAAAGAAACUAUUACGAAACCAACGAAACCAUCAGCUUACGAAGAUAUUUACAAUGUACAGCAACUGGCAGAUAGUACGGACGAAAAAUCAGACGAAGAAACGAAGAAAACGAAGGAUAAAAGCAGUGGAAUUUUUUCAAACAUUUUUAAAGGCUCUAAAUUGAAGAAAGGUAAAAAAGGUUCAAAGGACACAUCCCUUGACAGUGGCGAUGAGGAAUUGCCAAAGCCUAUCAUAACGAAAGUUUCGGAACAGCAGCCAGAACCCCCUUCUAACGAAACAAUAGAUUUGUCUUUCGACAGUAAACUUCCAGAAAUCACUGUCGCACCCGAUGUAAAAUUAGCUACUAUUGAAUUCUUGAAUGAUUCCAAACGUAUUGCCGCGGACAUGCAUGUGCCUUAUGAAAAUCUCGCUAAACCAACAGAAAAAGAAGAUAAGAGAGUGGAGCUUACUGAGAGCGACGAUGACGGUAAAGAUAAGACGGGCUUCUUCUCAAGUUUAUUUAAAAGCAAAUCUAAAAAGGAUGACGAUGGAACGGUUAUACCAGUUAUUCAUGUUGAAAAACCGAAAGAAAGUGCGGAGCAAAUUGCGAAGAAAGAGAAAAAGAAAUUGGCAGCGCUUGCGAAGGAAAAUGAGGAGUUACUGGAAUUACAAAUAAAGGAAAAAGCGAAAGAAGCCGAAGCAUCUGAGACUGUCGAAAUACUUAGUGGUACAAUCGAGAAAGAAGCUGCAACUAAAGAUAUGAAAGUCAAGGAUAUCGAAAGUAAAGAAAUCGAAAAGAAGAUUACUGCAGAUGAGCACAGUAAAGAUGAUAAAAAGGAAGAAGAUCAAACGAAAGAGAAAGGAAGUUUCUUUGGCAUCUUUAAGAGUCCAAAGUCUAAGGAGAAAAAGAUGAGCAAAUCGAAGGAAACAUCCUUCGACAGCGGUGACGAAGAGAUUCGAAUCGUGACAGAGAAACUCUUAGAUGACACACGAAAAAUUACUGAUUUAAAUGAAUUACCAGUUGCAUAUAAAAGUGAUAGUACGAAAAUCAUUCCUAAAGAAGAGGUACAUACUUUUGUGUCGACAACUCAUUACGACGUCGACAUUCCUGCUGAUAAAAUCGGAAAAUCCUACGAUGUUGUCCAAACUACGACAAAGAUUGAGAAAACUAUUAUUCAGGAGGAAAUAAACGGAAAAGCAGAUGCUGGUAAAGACAAAGAUCAAAAAGAAGAAAAAAAAGAUACUGAGAAACCCGCUUCAGAGGUUAAAUCUGAAAUAUCUGACUCAAAGAUUUCCGAGAUGGAGAAAGAAGUAAACGAUGACAUCAAGGAAAAAAGCGGUGGUUUCUUCGGCAUAUUUAAGAGUCCGAAGCUGAAGAGCAAGAAAAGAAGCAGAUCCCGAGAACAGAGUUCUUCGAAGGAUACCUCCUUCGAUAGCGGAGACGAAGAAAUUCGAUUAACAACGGCAAAAUUUCUGGAAGACACGAAACAGAUAGCGGAGAAUCUACAGGCUGGAGAAACAGUUACCAGAACUCCACCCAUCGAUCAUGCAGAGAUUAAGAAAUCUAUCAUCCUUGAGGAUGAAGUCGUUGAAAAAGAUAAGGGAAGUGGUAUUUUUAGUAUAUUUAGAAGUCCCAAACAAGCAAGGAGUUCUAGGAGUAGAUCAAAAGAAAAGACUCCAUCGCUCGAAUUACCAGAUAGUGGCCACGAUGAUAUGCGGGAAAUAACAACAAAAUUUUUAGAAGAUUCUCGAAAUGUAGCGAAUAUUACAGGCGAAUCGACAGAAACCGAACAUUUGAAACACAAAAUCGCAAUUGAAACUAAAGACGAUAAAUUAAUAACUACUAUUGAAGAUGCGAAAAAAAUUAAACAUCACAUUGCGAGUGCGGUAGAAGAUGUUGACAAAAUUGUCAAGGAUGAUAAAGAGAUAAAUGGUAAAAAAAUAGAGGAGAAAACACAUGAUAUCCUCGAUAACACUGCAACUACAAAGGAUAAAACAAUCAAGGAAGCUAAAAAAAUGAAAGAGAAAGGAUCAGGAUUCCUCUCAGGAAUAUUCAAAGGCGCGAAACAUGCUGUAGAAGAUGCAACUGACGACGUCAAAGAAUUUCUAGAUGAGACGAAAAAGGAAGCUGUAUUAGAAGAAGAACGUGCUAAGGAAAAAGCUGCCGCCGAUCUCAAAGCUUUGAAAGACAAAAAGGAUACUGUUGUUUCAAAAAUUCAAGAGACUACAGAACAAACUGCUACCGACGUGAAAGACGCGAAAGACAAAGCAGUUUCCGCUGUUAAAGAUAAAAAAGAUGAAAUUGUAGCAGAAGUUUCCAAAGAUAUUCAGAAAGUUGCCGAUACUACGAAAGCAGUUGGUGAAAAAAUAACAGCAGAAACGAAAAAAGUCGGUGAGAAAAUAGGAACAACUGCGACAGAUAAGGCGCAGGAUGUGAAGGAUAUUAAGGAAGCAACAGUCAAGGAAAUGAAAGAAGAUGCAAAAUUAGUAAAAGAGAAAUUAGCAGCAGGCGCUGAUGCUGUUGCGGACACUAUCGACAAAACUAAGGAUAAGACAACGAAAGAAGCGAAGAAAGCCAAAGAAAAAACAAGUGGCUUCUUCUCCGGUAUAUUUAAAGGAGCGAAACACGCUGUCGAAGACGCAACGGACGACGUCAGAGAAUUUCUAGAUGAGACGAAAAAGGAAGCUGAAUUAGAAGAAGAACGUGCUAAAGAAAAAACAACCGCCGAUCUCAAAGAUUUGAAAGACAAAAAGGAUACUGUUGUUUCAAAAAUUCAAGAAACUACAGAACAAACUGCCAUCGAUGUGAAAGACGCAAAAGACAAAGCAGUUUCCGCUGUUAAAGAUAAGAAAGAUAAAAUUGCAGAAGAAGUUUCCAAAGAUAUUCAGAAAGUUGCCGAUACUACGAAAGCAGCUGGUGAAAAAAUAACAGCAGAAACGAAAAAAGUCGGUGAGAAAAUAGGAACAACCGCGAUAGAUACAGCGCAGGAUGUGAAGGAUAUUAAGGAAGCAACAGUCAAGGAAAUGAAAGAAGAUGCAAAAUUAGUAAAAGAGAAAUUAGCAGCAGGCGCUGAUGCUGUUGCGGAAACAGUGGACAAAACCAAGGAUAAGACAACGAAAGAAGCGAAGAAAGCCAAAGAAAAAACAAGUGGCUUCUUCUCCGGGAUAUUUAAAGGAGCAAAACACGCUGUCGAAGACGCAACUGACGACGUCAAAGAAUUUCUAGAUGAGACGCAAAAGGAAGCUGCAUUAGAAGAAGAACGUGCUAAAGAAAAAGCAACCGCCGAUCUCAAAAAUUUGAAAGACAAAAAGGAUACUGUUGUUUCAAAAAUUCAAGAGACUACAGAACAAACUGCUACCGAUGUGAAAGACGCAAAAGACAAAGCAGUUUCCGCUGUUAAAGAUAAAAAAGAUGAAAUUGUAGAAGAAGUUUCCAAAGAUAUUCAGAAGGUUGCCGAUACUACGAAAACAGCUGGUGAAAAAAUAACAGCAGAAACGAAAAAAGUCGGUGAGAAAAUAGGAACAACCGCGAUAGAUACAGCGCAGGAUGUGAAGGAUAUUAAAGAAGCAACAGUGAAGGAAGUGAAAGAAGAUGCAAAAUUAGUAAAAGAAAAAUUAGCAGCAGGCGCUGAUGCUGUUGUGGAAACUGUGGACAAAGCCAAAGAUAAUACAACGAAAGAAGCGAAGAAAGCCAAAGAAAAAACAAGUGGCUUCUUCUCCGGUAUAUUUAAGGGAGCAAAACACGCUGUCGAAGAUGCAACUGACGACGUCAAAGAAUUUCUAGAUGAAACGAAAAAGGAAGCUGAAUUGGAAGAAGAACGUGCUAAAGAAAAAGCUGUCGCCGAUCUCAAAGAUUUGAAAGACCAAAAGGAUACUGCUGUUUCAAAAAUUCAAGAGACUACAGAACAAGCUGCUACCGAUGCGAAAGGUGCAACGGAUGAAGCUAUUUCCGCUGUUAAAGAUAAGAAAGAUAAAAUUGCAGAAGAAGUUUCUAAAGAUAUUCAGAAGGUUGCCGAUCCAGCGAAAGUAGCUAGUGAAAAAGUAUCAGCGGAAACGAAAAAAGUCGGCGAGAAAAUAGGAACAACCGCGACAGAUAUGGCCCAGGAUGUGAAGGAUAUUAAAGAAGCAACAAUAAAGGAAGUGAAAAAAGAUACAAAAUUAGUAAAAGAGAAAUUAGCAGAAGGCGCUGAUGCUGUUGCAGAAACAGUGGACAAAGCCAAGGAUAAGACAACGAAAGAAGCGAAGAAAGCUAAAGAAAAAACAAGUGGCUUUUUCUCCGGUAUAUUUAAAGGAACAAAACACGCUGUCGACGACACGGACGACGUCAAAGAAUUUCUCGAUGAAAUGAAAAAGGAAGCUUCAAUGGAAGAAGAACGUGCUAAAGAAAAAGUUGCCGCUGAUCUCAAAGAUUUGAAAGAUAAAAAGGAUACUAUUGUUUCAAAAGUUCAAGAGACUACAGAACAAGCGGCUACAGAAGCGAAAGACGCAACAGAAAAAACAGUUUCUGCUGUUAAAGAUAAGAAAGAUAAAAUUGUAGAAGGAGUUUCCAAAGAUAUUCAGAAGGUUGCCGAUAUAGUGAAAGCAACUAAUGAAAAAGUAACAGCGGAAACGAAAAAGGCCGGUGAAAGAAUAGGAGCAACUGCGGCAGAUAUGAAGGAUAUUAAAGAAGCAACAGUAAAGAAAGUGAAAAAAGAUACAGAAUUAGUAGAAGAAAAAUUAGCAGCAAGCGCUGAUUCUAUUGCCGAAACUGCAGAUAAAGCCAAGGAUAAGACAACGAAAGAAGCGAAGAAAGCCAAAGAAAAAGCAAGUGGCUUUUUCUCCGGUAUAUUUAAAGGUGCAAAACACGCUGUCGAAGACGCAACAGAUGACGUCAGAGAAUUUUUGGAUGAUACGAAAAAGGAAGCUGAAUUGAAAGAGGAACAUGCUAAAGAAAAAGUUGCCGCUGAUCUGAAAGAUUUGAAAGAUAAAAAGGAUACUGUUGUUUCAAAAAUUCAAGAGACUGCAGAUCAAGCUGCCACCGAUGCAAAAGACUCAACAGACAAAGCAAUUUCUGUGGUUAAAGAUAAGAAAGAUAAAAUUGCAGAAGAAGUUUCGAAAGAUAUUCAGAAGGUUGCCGAUACAGCGAAAGUAGCUAGUGAAAAAGUAACAGCAGAAACGAAAAAAGUCGGUGAGAAAAUAGGCACAACCGCGAUAGAUAUGGCGCAGGGUGUGAAGGAUAUUAAAGAAGCAACAGUAAAGGAAGUGAAAGAAGAUACAGAAUUAAUAAAAGAGAAAUUAACAGUAAGCAUUGAUGCUGUUGCGGAAACAGCAGACAAAACCAAGGAUAAGACAACGAAAGAAGCAAAGAAAGCUAAAGAAAAAACGAGUGGCUUCUUCUCUGGUAUAUUUAAAGGUGCAAAACACGAUGUCGAUGACACAACGGACGACGUCAAAGAAUUUCUUGAUGAGAUGAAAAAGGAAGCUUCAUUGGAAGAAGAACGUGCUAAAGAAAAAGUUGCUGCGGAUCUCAAAGAUUUGAAAGAUAAAAAGGAUACUAUUGUUUCAAAAGUUCAAGAGACUACAGAACAAGCGGCUACAGAUGCGAAAGACGCAACAGAAAAGACAGUUUCUGCUGUUAAAGAUAAGAAAGAUAAAAUUGUAGAAGGAGUUUCCAAAGAUAUUCAGAAGGUUGCUGAUACAAUGAAAGCAACUAAUGAAAAAAUAACAGCAGAAACGAAAAAGGCCGGUGAAAGAAUAGGAGCAACUGCGGCAGAUAUGAAGGAUAUUAAAGAAACAACAGUAAAGAAAGUGAAAAAAGAUACAGAAUUAGUACAAGAAAAAUUAGCAGCAAGCGCUGAUUCUAUUGCCGAAACUACAGAUAAAGCCAAGGAUAAGACAACGAAAGAAGCGAAGAAAGCCAAAGAAAAAGCAAGUGGCUUUUUCUCCGGUAUAUUUAAAGGUGCAAAACACGCUGUCGAAGACGCAACUGACGACGUUAGAGAAUUUCUAGAUGAGACGAAAAAGGAAGCUGAAUUGGAAGAAGAACGUGCUAAAGAAAAAGCUGCCGCCGAUCUCAAAGAUUUGAAAGACAAAAAGGAUACUGUAGUUUCAAAAAUUCAAGAGACUGCAGAACAAGCUGCCACCGAUGCAAAAGACUCAACAGACAAAGCAAUUUCUGCGGUUAAAGAUAAGAAGGAUAAAAUUGCAGAAGAAGCUUCGAAAGAUAUUCAGAAGGUUGCCGAUACAGCGAAAGUAGCUAGUGAAAAAGUAACAGCAGCAACGAAAAAAGUCGGUGAGAAAAUAAGCACAACCGCGAUAGAUAUGGCGCAGGGUAUGAAGGAUAUUAAAGAAGCAACAGUAAAGGAAGUAAAAGAAGAUACAGAAUUAGUAAAAGAGAAAUUAACAGUAAGCAUUGAUGCUGUUGCAGAAACAGCAGACAAAACCAAGGAUAAGACAACGAAAGAAGCAAAGAAAGCCAAAGAAAAAACGAGUGGCUUCUUCUCUGGUAUAUUUAAAGGUGCAAAACACGAUGUCGAUGACACAACGGACGACGUCAAAGAAUUUCUUGAUGAGAUGAAAAAGGAAGCUUCAUUGGAAGAAGAACGUGCUAAAGAAAAAGUUGCUGCGGAUCUGAAAGAUUUGAAAGAUAAGAAGGAUACUAUUGUUUCAAAAAUUCAAGAGACUUCAGAACAAGCUGCCACCGAUGCGAAAGACUCAACAGACAAAACAAUUUCCGCUGUUAAAGAUAAGAAAGUUAAAAUUGUAGAAGCAAUUUCUAAAGAUAUUCAGAAGGCUGCUGAUACAACGAAAGCAGCUAGUGAAAAAGCAUCAGUGGGAACGAAAAAAGUGAGUGAGAAAAUAGGAACAACCGCGACUGAUACAGCACAGGAUGUGAAGGAUAUUAAGGAAGCAGCAGUCAAGGAAGUGAAAGAAGAUGCAAAAAUAGUAAAAGAGAAAUUGGCAGAAGGCGCUGAUGCUGUUAUAGAAACUGCGAACAAAGCCAAGGAUAAGACAACGAAAGAAGCGAAGAAAGCCAAAGAAAAAACAAGUGGCUUCUUCUCCGGUAUAUUUAAAGGAGCAAAACACGCUGUCGAUGACGCAACUGACGACGUCAAAGAAUUUCUAGAUGAGACGAAAAAGGAAGCGUUAUUGGAAGAAGACCGUGCUAAAGAAAAAGUUGCUGCGGAUCUGAAAGAUUUGAAAGAUAAAAAGGAUACUAUUGUUUCAAAAAUUCAAGAGACUGCAGAUCAAGCUGCUACCGAUGCGAAAGACUCAAAAGAUAAAGCAAUUUCCGCUGUUAAAGAUAAGAAAGAUAAAAUUGCAGAAAAAGUUUCUAAAGAUAUUCAGAAAGUUACCGAUACAGCGAAAGCAGCUAGUGAAAAAGCAACAGCAGAAACGAAAAAAAUCGGUGAGAAAGUAGAAUCUACCACAUUAGAUAUGGCGCAAGAUGUGAAAGAUAUUAAGGAAACAACAAUAAAGGAAGUAAAAGAUGAUGCAAAAUUACUAAAAGAGAAAUUAGCAGUAAGCGCUGAUAUUGUUGCAGAAACUGCUGACAAAGCGAAGGAUAAGACAACGAAAGAAGCGAAGAAAGCCAAAGAAAAAACAAGUGGCUUCUUCUCUGGUGUAUUUAAAGGAGCAAAACACGCUGUCGAAGACUCAACUGAUAACGUUAAAGAAUUUUUGGAUGAGACGAAAAAAGAAGCUUCAUUAGAAAAGGAAUACGCUAUGAAGGAGGCUGAGGCGAAUCUCAUAGAUUUACAAGAUAAAAAGGAUAGCACAGUUAUCGGAGUUGAACAGACUAUCGAUAAAAUUGUUACUGAUACAAAGGAAGUAAAGGAUAAGACAAUUUUUACUGUUAAAGAAGAAAAAGAUAAAAUUGCAGAAGGCAUUUCUAAAAAUAUUCAGAAGAUUACCGAUACUACAAAAGCAGCUGGUGCAGAAGCAACAGCGGAAACGAAAAAAAUCAGUGAAAAAAUAGAAGCAGCUGCAACAGAUAUGGCACAAGAUGCUAAGAAUAUUAAGGAUGCAACAAUAAAGGAAGUAAAAGGAGAUACAGAAUUAAUUAAAGAAAAAUUAGCGGCAAGCACUGACGCUUUUGCAGAAACUGUAGAUAAAACCAAGGAUAAGACAACAAAAGAAGCGAAGAAAGCCAAAGAAAAAACAAGUGGCUUCUUCUCCGGUAUAUUUAAAGGAGCGAAACACGCUGUCGAAGACGCAACGGACGAUGUCAAAGAAUUUUUAGAUGAGACGAAAAAAGAAGCUGAAUUGGAAGAAAAACGUGCUAAAGAAGAAGUUGCUGCGGACCUGAAAGAUUUGAAAGAUAAAAAGGAUACUAUUGUUUCAAAAGUUCAAGAGACUACAGAACAAGCUAUCAUCGAUGCGAAAGACACAAAAGACAAAGCAGUUUCCGCUGUUAAACAUAAAAAAGAUAAAAUUGCAGAAGAAGUUUCUAAGGAUAUUCAGAAGGUUGCCGAUACAGCAAAAGCAGCUGGUGAAAAAGUAACAGCGGAAACGAAAAAAGUCGGUGAGAAAAUAGGAACAACCGCGACAGAUACAGCGCAGGAUGUUAAAGAUAUUAAAGAAGCAACAGUAAAGAAAGUGAAAAAAGAUACAGAAUUAGUACAAGAAAAAUUAGCAGCAAGCGCUGAUUCUAUUGCCGAAACUGCAGAUAAAGCCAAGGAUAAAACAACGAAAGAAGCGAAGAAAGCCAAAGAAAAAGCAAGUGGCCUCUUCUCCGGUAUAUUUAAGGGAGCAAAGCACGCUGUCGAAGACGCUACUGAUGACGUCAAAGAAUUUCUAGAUGAGACGAAAAAGGAAGCUGAAUUGGAUGAAGAACGUGCUAAAGAAAAAGUUGCCGGGGAUUUGAAAGAUUUGAAAGAUAAAAAGGAUACUGUUGUUUCAAAAAUUCAAGAAACUACUGAACAAGCUAUUACCGAUACGAAGGACGCAAAAGACAAAGCAAUUUCCGCUGUUAAACAUAAGAAAGAUAAAAUUGCAGAAGAAGUUUCUAAAGAUAUUCAGAAGGUUGCCGAUACAGCAAAAGCAGCUGAUGAAAGAGUAACAGCGGAAACGAAAAAAGUCGGAGAAAAAAUAGGAACAGUUGCGGCAGAUAUGACGCAAGAUGUAAAGGAUAUUAAGGAAGCAACCGUAAAGAAAAUGAAAGAAGAUACAGAAUUAGUAAAAGAAAAAUUAGCGGCAAGCGCUGAUGCUGUUGCGGAAACUGCAGAUAAAGUCAAGGAUAAAACAACGAAAGAAGCAAAGAAAGCCAAAGAAAAAACAAGUGGCUUCUUCUCUGGUAUAUUUAAAGGUGCAAAACACGCUGUCGAAGACGCAACUGACGACGUUAAAGAAUUUCUUGAUGAGACGAAAAAGGAAGCUGAAUUGGAAGAAGAACGUGCUAAAGAAAAAGUUGCCGCGGAUGUGAAACAUUUGAAAGAUAAAAAGGAUACCAUUGUUUCAAAAAUUCAAGAAACUACUGAACAAGCUAUUACCGAUACGAAAGACACAAAAGACAAAGCAGUAUCCGCUGUUAAAGAUAAGAAAGAUGAAAUUGUGAAAGAAGUUUCCAAAGAUAUUCAGAAGGCUGUUGAUACAUCGAAAGCAGCUGGUGAAAGAGUAACAGCGGAAACGAAAAAAGUCGGAGAAAAAAUAGGAACAGUCGCGGCAGAUAUGACGCAGAAUGUAAAGGAUAUUAAAGAAGCAACCGUGAAGGAAGUGAAAGAAGAUACAGAAUUAGUAAAAGAAAAAUUAGCGGCAAGCGCUGAUGCUGUUGCGGAAACUGCAGAUAAAGCCAAGGAUAAAACAACGAAAGAAGCGAAGAAAGCCAAAGAAAAAACAAGUGGCUUCUUCUCUGGUAUAUUUAAAGGUGCAAAACACGCUGUCGAAGACGCAACUGACGACGUUAAAGAAUUUCUUGAUGAGACGAAAAAGGAAGCUGAAUUGGAAGAAGAACUUGCUAAAGAAAAAGUUGCCGCGGAUGUGAAAGAUUUGAAAGAUAAAAAGGAUACUAUUGUUUCAAAAAUUCAAGAAACUACUGAACAAGCUAUUACCGAUACGAAAGACGCAAAAGACAAAGCAGUAUCCGCUGUUAAAGAUAAGAAAGAUGAAAUUGUGGAAGAAGUUUCCAAAGAUAUUCAGAAAGCUGUUGAUACAUCGAAAGCAGCUGGUGAAAGAGUAACAGCGGAAACGAAAAAAGUCGGAGAAAAAAUAGGAACAGUUGCGGCAGAUAUGACGCAGGAUGUAAAGGAUAUUAAGGAUGCAACCGUAAAGGAAGUGAAAGAAGAUACAGAAUUAGUAAAAGAAAAAUUAGCAGCAAGCGCUGAUGCUGUUGCGGAAACUGCAGAUAAAGCCAAGGAUAAGACAACGAAAGAAGCGAAGAAAGCCAAAGAAAAAACAAGUGGCUUCUUCUCCGGUAUAUUUAAAGGUGCAAAACACGCCGUCGAAGACGCAGCUGACGAUGUCAAAGAAUUUUUAGAUGAGACGAAAAAGGAAGCUGAAUUAGACGAAGAACAUACUAAAGAAAAAAUUGCCGCGGAUCUUAAAGAUUUGAAAGAUAAAAAGGAUACUGUUGUGUCAAAAAUUCAAGAGACUACAGAACAAACUGCUACCUAUGCGAAAAGUGCGACGGAUGAAGCUGUUUCCGCUGUUAAAGAUAAGAAAGAUAAAAUUGCAAAAGAAUUUUCCAAAGAUAUUCAGAAGGUUGCCGAUACUACGAAAGCAGCUGGUGAUAAGGUAACAGCGAAAACGAAAAAAGUUGAAGAGAAAAUAGAAGCAACUGCGGCAGAUAUAACGCAAGAUGCCAAGGAUAUUAAGGAUGCAGUAGUACAGGACUUAAAGAAAGAUACAGAAUUGGUAAAAGAGAAAUUAGCAUCAAGCGCAGAUACCGUUGCAGAUAUUGCAGACAAAGCCAAGGAUAAGACAACGAAAGAAGCGAAAAAAGCCAAAGAAAAAACAAGUGGCUUUUUCUCCGAUAUAUUUAAAGGUGCAAAGCAGAGUGCAGAGAGCGCAACCGAUGAUACGAACAAAUUUCUGGAUGAAAUGAGAAAAGAUGCAUCUUUAGAACAUGACCAAGCGAAAAGAACCUUAACUAAAGAAUUAAAAGAUUUAGAACGUAAAGCUGUGGAUUUUAAAACUGACUUGAAAGAUAAAAAGGAUGCUAUCAUUAUAACAACUCAAGAUAUUGGAGAUAAAGCUAUCGCUGAUGCAAAGGAUGCAAAAAGUAAAAUAGUCUCUACAGUAAAAGAAGAAAAAGAUAAAAUUUUAGAAAAAGCUGUCGAUACCAUGAAAGCAGCCGAUGAGAAGAUAACAACGGGGACGAAGAAAAUCGACGAAAAAAUGGAAACUACUACAGCAGAUGUUGCACAAAGUGUUAAAGAUGCUAAAGAUACAGCGAAAGAGGAUAUAAGAUUAAUGAAAGAUAAGUUGACAAUGAGUGUUGGAACUAUAGCCGAUGAUGUUGAAACUGCAAAAGACAAGGCAACUAAAGAAACGAAAAAAGUUAAGGAAAAGGGAUCUAGUUUUCUGUCUGGAAUAGUUAAAGGUGCAAAACACGCUGUUGAAAACGCGAGAGACGAUGUUAAAGAAUUUAUUGAUGAAACAAAGCACGAAGCGGAAUUGGAAGAAGCUCAUGCUAAAGAAGCAGCAGCAGCUAAAUUGAAAGAACUGGAAAACAAAAAAGAUAUUGCGGUCGAAAGUGUUACAAAAGACGUAACGAUUGUGGGCAAAGAUGCUAAAGAUAAACUUUCUGAGAAUGCAAGUCAAAUAGUUGAGACGACGAAGACUGCUCUUGAUAAAGUAGCAAUCGAAGCGAAAAAAAUCGACGAUAAAAUAGUAAGAUCCAAGGCCACAGAUGUUGAUAUAAAAGACGAAAGUGUCAGUAAGAAAAUGAAAAAAGAUAUGAAAGUUGUAAAAACUAAAUUGGCAACAAGUGUUGAUGAUGUCGCGGAAAAUACUAAAGCAAUUAAAGAGAAGCUAGCAAAAGAUACCAAAAAGACGAAAGAUAAAGGUUCGGGUUUUCUGUCUGGAGUUAUUCAAGGUGCAAAACAUACGGAAAAGAAGGUUUCCGACGAUGUGAAGGAUUUUCUGGAAUCGACCAAGCAGGAAGCAGCCGCUGAUGAAGCACUUGCAAAAGAGGCAGCCACAGCAAGAUUAAAGCAGCUCGAACAAGAGAAGGACAAAGCUGUCGACGAGAUUAAAAUCGCCACGGAAAGAAUUGUGAAAGGCACGAAAGAUGUCAAGGAAAGGAGCUUUUCCGGCAUGAAAGGUGCGAAGGAAAAAACGAUUUCUGCUGUAAAAACAACAGGGAAUAAGGUAAAACAAGAUGUAUCGCAAGCCAGCGAUAAAAUUAAAUCUACUAGCCACGAUGCGACGCAGAAAGCUAAACGUGUCAAAGAUGCAAGCGUGAACGAAACGAAAGAUACACAAGCAGUCAAAGGGAAGGCAACAACUGGCGCAGGCGCUAUUGUGGACUCCGCGGAAGUCGCCAAGGAUAAGACCACCAAAGAAGCUAAAAAAGCUAAGCAAAAGGUUGGCGGUUUUCUAUCGGGCGUGGUAAAGAGUGCUAAACACGCAGUAGAAGACGUAACGGAUGACAUGAAAGAGUUCUUGGAAGAAACCAAACAAGAAGCAGUCACCGAAGAAGCACGUGCUAGGAGUGACGCUCAAGCGAAAGACAAAUCCGCCAAACUGUUAACUGACACAAAAGACAAACCUGUCGGUUCUGUCAAAGAUGCAUCAAGAAAGAAGGUUGUUCAAAAGGCAUCUAAAUCGCCACGUGAUACGAGAGGUGCGUCAGGGGAUGUAGUCUCGUCCAUUUCCAAAGAGACGAGCAAGGUAACGAGAACGUUAGCGACUGAAACGAGGAAAGCCGGUGAUAAAGUAGAAUCUAAACCUAUAAACGAGAGUGUUCAGGAGGUAGUUGUACGAGAUAGUUUCGAGGUAAUUGGCAGUCCGGAGAUGUCAGGCGAUGUUAAGCAUUUAAUUGAAACAGUUAGGGAUAAAAGAAUAUCUCGCAUUCCACAAAAGAUUAGUCCAAGCAAGGAAAUUCUAGCUGACGAUGUCAUGACAUCAGACGAUUCAGGUUUACGUAGAGUAGUAGAGACAGUAACUACGAUAGAGCAUCCUGAGCCUCGCACACGGCACUCCGUCACCACAGUCGUGACAAAGUCUGUGCGAACGACCCCACCACCACCCGAUUCACUCGCCGAGUUCACUGACAGUAGAACCGAAGAUGUAACCGAAGAGGCUGCGAGACAGGCCCAACAUAUGGCAGAACAGGCGUCGAGCAUCUCGACGAAAACAGGGCAUGAUUCGGCUGAAAUUGAUGGGACUGUAGAGAGGCAUGCUACUUCUGCUCCAUCAAAGCAACCUGUUCCCGCCCCGCGUCACUCCACCACCAAGCCGUCUACCAAACCCGAGUUCCAUCUGGAACUUAGUGACGCCUCACGAAUACGUAAAACAGUCGAGCAGCCGCUCAAAUCGCAGGAAGCGCAAUCGCCGAGCAAGAACAGUAAUUUAAAGAGCAAGAUACCCCUUAAAAUCGAUCGUACACCCCAAACAAGCGACAAUCUUGAAUCCGUUCCAUUCGAAACCUCAAAAGAUCGUAUUAUAGGUCCACAAGCGAUUUCGAGAACCGUUAAAUACAUUACCAGGGAAUACACGGACGGAGAACUGAUCAAGGAAACAUCGAAAGAAAAUAUCGUAUCGCUCAAGGACGCAAUUCCGACGAUCAAACCGAACGAUAUGAUUGAAACUAUGAUAAACAGCAAAGUGGAAAUGACUCUUCCAGUAGAAGAAAUACGACAAACAACAACUACAAUUGUAACUAGCGAUCCAUCGGUCGAUCCUGAAAAACUGGAAGAGCUUUUGAAGACAGGUGGAAUCGUCGAAACGGUGAGGACCGUGACUUUAACCUCAGAAGAUGAUGCUCUGCAGCCCGUAACGCGCGAGGAGGUUGUCAAGAGAAUAAAUCAAGUCGCUAGUACUCUUCCGAGCGAGAUCUUUGAUUUUGGCGAAAAUUUCCCAGAUUCUUCCACUACUACGAUAAAGACCGAUAAAUCUGAAUCCGAAGGUGUUAUACAGACGGUCACGACUGUACAACGGGUAACAGUGGAAGAGACGAUGCCGGAAUCGGAGAGAAUUGAGAAGGUGGUGAGAACAGUAAUUUCCAGCAGUAAUGAUGGUGAUUUAGGUGACGAGCAAGCUUAUGCUCUAAAGAAUCUCCAGGAGCGAUUGAUGAAAUCGGAGAUUGGGGAGACAACUUCCUGGGUUUCGAUGACGGGUGAGCAAUGGGAAACGAUGGCGCAAUACUCUCAAGACACAUCGCCCGGCUCCGGCAACGGCGGCGCCGUUGAUGGUUUCGCUGCCGGCAACAACAAGAAUGGUAGCUCGAGGCACGAUAUGCACAGCGACACCGAUAGUGAUGGUUCGCCACAACGUAGAAGACGAUCCCCGAGCAAGAGGCGUACGUUGGGCAGUUCCAGCGGGUCGGAUGUAGCACUGCACGAAGGUGCGGAGCUGUCCCCGUUGGAGGACGACCAAGAAACACACGGUAUGGUACCGUCGGUUUGUUCGAGCAAUGCGAUAGAAGCGAAGACUAGGACGAAGACAUCCAGUAGAUCCAGCUGCGCGUGUUGGAUGAGCAUAGCUGUCGCUGCGCUGGUGCUUUUAAUAGCGCUUAUACUUGCUCUGGAGCCACAAAUGUUUCGACGUGUCAUCUACACCUUGUCUAACAAUGUCCCGAAGCAAGCCGGAAUCUGACUUUUUGCAACAUAGCGAGCCAUCCUUCAUGGAAACGACAACGAUCGAGGUGGAUCCUGUCACACAGGAAAGCAUAACAACGACCACACGAGUUGAAUCAAGAACAGUAUUGUCCACGGGAACCGAUGGCACGGAUGAUUUACGCGAAUCUAUGCAGAAGAUCAUGGACACGUUCAUGACAGAAGAAAGAAA
Camponotus floridanus (Florida carpenter ant) is the source of this 21217-nucleotide messenger RNA. RefSeq names its product ankyrin-2. Gene Ontology annotation, molecular function: lipid binding; protein binding. The transcript has 39 exons. Bases 497 to 21025 code for a protein of 6842 amino acids. Gene Ontology annotation, biological process: regulation of cardiac muscle contraction; lipoprotein metabolic process; signal transduction. Lineage: Eukaryota; Metazoa; Arthropoda; Insecta; Hymenoptera; Formicidae. Gene Ontology annotation, cellular component: T-tubule; extracellular region. The record is from RefSeq and is a predicted model, not a curated record.